Molecule: messenger RNA, 1365 nt
Organism: Aspergillus terreus NIH2624
Lineage: Eukaryota; Fungi; Ascomycota; Eurotiomycetes; Eurotiales; Aspergillaceae
Product: aldehyde dehydrogenase family protein
Exons: 2
Coding region: 1-1365 (454 amino acids)
Molecular function (GO): aldehyde dehydrogenase (NAD+) activity
Source: RefSeq, a predicted model, not a curated record
AUGACCCGCCGCGGUGUUAACCCAGCCACUGCGGAGCCCAAUCCCGCAGUCCCCGUCGCUACUCAGGAGGACCUUGACAAGGCAGUCCAAGCAGCCCGCGCCGCUUUCAAGACAUGGUUUAGAAGCUCUUUCGAAGAGCGUCGAGCUGCCCUCCACGCCUAUGCUGUUGCGAUUGAAGCUAAUAUCGAUGGAUUCUCGAAGACUCUCACCAUGGAGCAGGGCAAACCCCUGUCGCAAUCUACCACUGAGGUCCGUAUGGCGGGCACCUGGAUACGGGGACUCAGCAGCAUUGAGAUUCCUACAAACACUAUUGAAGAGACCGAAGACUGCAAAGUUAUUCAACGUUAUACCCCCAUAGGAGUGGCGGCUGCUAUUGUACCUUGGAAUUUCCCGGUACUCUUGGCUGUCGGGAAGAUCGUGUCUGCCGUAUAUACUGGUAACACGGUCAUUGUGAAACCAUCCCCUUUCACCCCAUACUGCGACUUGAAGUUAGCGGAGCUAGCAACGCGGUUCUUCUCUCCGGGUGUGGUACAGUGUCUGAGUGGAGACGAUAGUCUAGGCCCUAUGAUGACUGAGCACCCUGGUAUUGAUAAGAUCUCGUUUACUGGAUCGAUUGCGACUGGUAGGAGAGUCAUGGCUAGCUGCUCUAAGACCCUGAAGCGUGUGACACUUGAACUGGGUGGUAAUGACCCGGCGAUUAUUUGUGACGAUGUAGAUUUGGAUGCAAUAAUCCCUAAAGUCGGAAUUACCUCCUAUUUAUGCAGCUCCCAAAUCUGCAUGAUUAUAGAGCGACUCUAUGUGCACGAGAAAAUCUACGACCAGUUCUUGGAGAAGUUCGUGACAUUCGUUAAGUCUCUCAAGGUUGGCGACGGCACUGAGGGCGAUGUUUUCUUCGGUCCCGUCCAAAACAAGAUGCAGUUUGAAAAGGCCGAGGAUCUCCUCCAUUCUAUCUCCAGAGAGAAGCUCCAUACUGUCCUUGGCGGCUCGAUCAAAGAGUCAAAGGGAUAUUUUAUCCACCCGACCAUCGUCGAUGACCCGCCCGACACCUCGCGUGUGGUUCAAGAGGAAGCAUUUGCCCCUAUCCUCCCCGUUAUGAAGUGGUCUGAUGAGGAGGAUGUGAUCGAAAAGGCUAAUGCACUGGAAACGGGUUUAAGUGCCUCUGUUUGGAGCAAGGACUUUGAGCGCGCUACUCGUAUUGCAGACCAAUUGGAGUCUGGGGUGGUCUGGGUGAACUCACACCUUGAUGCUUCGGCUACAGCGCCGUUUGGUGGGCACAAACAGAGUGGCAUCGGUGUUGAAUGGGGUCUGACUGGACUAUUGGGAUACUGCAACUCGCAGACGCAGUGGUUGAAGAAGUGCUUCUAG